AUGAACCGACCUAAUAUCCAGGAAUCGGAAGAAAGAGUGUCUGACGAUGACCACUCGACUCUUAUUCCCGAGCACAUUGUCGAUGCGGCAUCUCAGCGUAUCUUCCUUGUGUCUAUCUUCGUCGUCAUCCAGUGCUGGAAAAUCUAUGAUGUUCUACUUGUCAAGGCUGAUCUGUUUGCUUUGAGCACUGCAGCACGCCUGGAGUCUGCGCCAGACCUUACGUUCACGUCGCUUAAUAACUUUACUUUCGUCAUCAAAUACGUGUUGAUCGACGGGUUGUUCCUCUGGUCUUUGCCAAUGCUUAAUGUACCGCUUCUCUCGUUUGGGCCGUUUGUCACGCUUCUAUUGACUGUGCUUGUCAAUAUCUUCACUUUCUUAUUGGCUAGCAACACUGCGUUGCCCUUGCUCUCCGGAAUUGUCGUGCCAGUCUGGAACACCAUCUUCAAACAUAAGGAAUUGAACAUUGUGGGUGAUUCUGUUCUGCCACAGAAAGUCAUCGACAUGAACGCCCACUUCAAGGGUAAGUACACAAUCCAUUAUUUGCCUGCGUCGUCUGUGACCUUGAAUCCAUUCCACUAUGAAGGUUUGUGUCUAGAUGUCCAGCCAGAAUCUUCCUAUUCCAGAUAUGUUCGUGUACCAAUUGAGUUCAACACCACCACCGACAUUGCCACAAUGCAGCUCCAGCACAUCUCGCCAUCUAACUCGAUGACGCUUCUAAACUAUACCUCUCGCGAUAUUGCUAAGUUGUUGAAAAGAGACUAUGCUCAUCUCCACAAGUUACUGGACCAUAAAAAUGACGGGAGGAUUUUCUACGUCGAGGUGGAGCUUAGAAACCCAGGAAAGUAUCGUAUCCAUACGGUAACGGACUCCAAUGGCAUGAACAUUCGUCCUUAUAAGAGUGACUUUACCGUGGGAAACUGUCCAAGUGCUAAGUUCGUGUAUCCUGAGGCUGAACUGGCUUAUACCAAUAUUAAGUGUGUGCUGAAAGAUAACACGUUUCAACCGGAGUGGCUGUUGCCUCUCCUUUCUACAUACGGUGUUUUCCCCUUGUCAGUUGAGGUGAUGACUAAAUUCAAUGGGAAAAUGAUCAAUAAGUUCAACACCACGUUACAAAGUGAGAACAUUUCUCCUGGUCUCAAGUGGCUUGAAGCAGAGAAAAUGACCCGGAAUUCUUUAGAGCAGGAGAUUUUGCGUAACCCGCUGGUUUUUCGGACCGGUAACUCUGGAAAGUUUGAGUUUCAACUUUUAAGUGUCCAAGACAAAUUGGGCAUAAGAAGAGAGUACAACCCAGCCUCUAAGGACCAUGAUAUCAACUUCCCAAUAGUGACUAAGGAGUCGGCAUCGUUGAAAUUGGUUGACAGAUCUCCAGAUAGUCCAUUGUUGUUGGGGCAAACAAAAACGCUCCAUCUCGACACUAAGCAGAUUAUUCAAUUGCCUUUGAAAGUUGCAAUUCAGUUCCAGGACGAAAGGAAUGCAUCUGAGAAAAAAAUUUUGACAUUUGAUUUCAAUGAUGCGGAGGACUUUCACCAGGGAAUCAAAAUCGAUCAGCCUGGCCUCUACUCCUUGGUGGAAGGUAAGGAUAGCUUUUGCCCAUGCGAAGUUGACAAGGGAUUGAUUGUUCCAAUUAUGACUCCACGCGUUCCUACAGUAGUCAUUAAAGGUGAGCCUAUUUCUGACAGAUGUGUUGGAACUGUCGGAUUUGAAUUUGAUCUUAAAUUUACCGGUAAGCCUCCGUUUGAAGUUCUGUAUGAGGUUUUCAAGAAUCUGUCUGGAUUCCUCAAGCCAAUCCUCAGUGAAAGGGGAUUGAGACAACAUACUAAGCGCACACAGAGUGACCAAUAUCGCUUUGACUAUAGACCACGCCAGGAAGGUAACUACGUGUUGAUAUUUAAGUCGCUUAAGGAUGUUUAUUACCAUAACAACCCAGUGGCAAUUCCUGAGGCAGAAAACACAUUUUCAACGUAUUUUCAUCAGAAGUCUAGAUAUACAUUCUUCAAGGAUUCUCGUCAAACGCACCAAGAAAUAAACUUGUGCAAGGGUGGUGCUAUUCUGGCACCUAUUCAUUUUGAAGGUAAUUUCCCAUUCCUGUUCACAUAUGAGAUAGUGGAUAUUAACACAAAGAAAGUGUUGGUGUCCCAAAAAAUCAAAGACUACUAUCAAGAUUCCUUCAAGGUAUCGAGUCCAAACUUUGAUAGGGGAGGAAAUUACGAGAUUGUUGUGAAAGGAGCAACUGAUAACUUGGGUUGCCCAGUAGCUUCAUUAAAGUCUGAGUCCUUCGUUAUCAAUGCUCGAUCUGAUUUACCAGCGGUCCUGUUUAAGAAGUCAGAGACUUUCAAGAUUAUCGAAGGUGACUCAGUUGAAAUCCCUCUUGUGGUAAAAUCGUCUGUUGGUCGUACCUCAAGUGAUCUUAUAAAAUAUACUCACACGGAUGGUGAUGGAAACGAAAAAGAAGUUCUGCUAAGCGGUUCUAAUAUCCUCAGAGUUUCCAAAGAGGGUACUUACCGACUUUCAUCCUUUAGCAAUAAGGGUUGUGAUGGUACAGUUAAGAAAGAUGAGGCAAUUCAAGUGGAGUAUUAUCCAAAGCCAAGCAUGACCUUCCAUCCUGAAGCUGGAGAUGUGGAUAAACCCACGACAAGCAGUUUUAUUUCUUUGAAACCUGUUUGUCAAGAUGCACCAAGAGAUUUGAAAUUGAAACUCACCGGUAAGCCACCAUUCGUGGUUGCAUACCUGAUUAACUAUCCACAUGGCAAGACCAAGUCAUCAUCGAUGGUGAUUGAAUCGAACGAAAUCUCAAUUCCUUUGACACUGAAACGGAAGGGCGUAUAUGAACAUAUGUUCACGGCAGUUUAUGAUUCUCGAUAUACUCAGGAUAAUUUGAAACGGAUCAAUCACAAAGACUCGUUCUCUACGAUCAGAUAUGAAGUUCAGGGAUCUCCAAACCUUCAUGUUGACAAAACACAUAUGCAAUUCUGUGAGAACCAGAUAUCUGAGGAUCGCUUCUCUGCUUCGUUACCGAUUACAUUUGAAGGUAGAUAUCCGUUUGAGUUAUCUGGAAGUAUCCAGAACAGCAACGGCGACAUACUCGAUAAGUUUGAGGUCCAUAAUGUUAAUACUCCUUCAGUUGAUCUAUCUGAGUUGAAGCUAUCGAAACCCCUUCUGUCACUUCUUUCUGUUGGAGAGUAUAUCAUCGCGUUCCAAGGGAUCACUGAUGCCAACAAGUGCCAUCUGAAACAGCUUUUCUCACAGAACACCGUCAGAAUAUCCAUAACCCAGGUUCCAACAAUUCUGAAGCAGAAUCCGAAAGACUACUACUGUGUCGGCGAGCAUAUUGCGUACAACAUGUCUGGAAUUGCUCCAUUCACUCUUUUCUAUGAAUUCAAUGGACAAAUGAGAAAAGCUGAGCAAGGACAUGAUUUCGUGAGGUUGGCAUCGCGUCCUGGAGAGUUGACUAUUCAUGCAUUGAAGGAUUCCUCGGCUAGCCUGUGUUUGGUGAACUACACAGCCAACGACAAUGUGUUUGAGAAGCUUAAGUUGGAGGUUCGUGACCUUCCAUCUGUAGAGAUCAGCCAAGGAGACAGCAUCAUCAAGAAUCUCCACGAGGGAGACAAGACGGAGAUUAUCUUCAAGUUCACCGGAGUUCCACCAUUUCUGGUAACAUAUGUGAGAACUUUAGGAGAUGAAGAAGGACUUCACAAGAGAAGGAAGUCAAUCAAACCACAGGCCAAACAUCCUCGCCGAGUUGCAGAGACGAAAACCGUCAAGGACAUUUGGGAUUACGAGCACACUGAGAUAGUUGGGUUGGAGGGAACGUACGAGGCCAUUAUGGUUGCUGACGCAUUCUGCAAAGCUUCGAGAGAUAUUAAUGAAAUCUUAUAG
Messenger RNA from Sungouiella intermedia, 3876 nucleotides. Lineage: Eukaryota; Fungi; Ascomycota; Pichiomycetes; Serinales; Metschnikowiaceae. The record is from the annotation of a GenBank genome assembly.